CGAACCCCGCUCCAACUAUCGAUACGCCUGCGCAAAUGCUCGGGGCGAAUGGCAAUUCAGUGUCACACGGGAAGAAGAAGCAGCGAAAAGAAUUUUAGAAGAAAGCAAAUGCAAUUUUGUCAUAAUCGUAGCUGCAAUUCGCAAUGAAUAAUGGAAACUAGACAGCCCAGUUCCGGUGAUGAGAUAAAACCAGAGCUGUACUUCCUCAUCUCCAAGUUUCUGGCUGCGGGGCCUCUGGAGGAAACGGCAAAGGUCCUAAUCCGGGAACUCGAGGAGAAGAAGGUUUUGCCGCGUCGCCUCGAUUGGCAGGGAAACGAGCAUGCACAGACCUUUGAGGAAUUGGAACGAAAGUACAAGCACAUUGGCGCCAACCAUCUGCUCGAAAUAUGCUCACGCCUGGGUCCGCUGGUGGACCGUGAGUUGCCGUCUAGUAUUCCAGGCAUCAACUCGCUCCUGGGCACAGGACGGCAGAACCUCCUGCGUACCAAGGACACCUACUACUGCCACCGCUCCCUGAAGGACUAUUGCACCCGCCUCCAUGGGGUGUCGCUGCCGGAUUCUAGCCUUACUAAGCCCACACACAACUUAGAUCGCGUUCUUACUGGUCGGGAACAUGGCGGAGAUGUGCGUCGCAAGCUGCUCGUGCCCACGGAUCUGUACCGUCGGACGAAGCUGCUCCGUCGCACCGUGGGUCACCUUUCCUCGGUUUACUGCGUACUCUUCGACCGCACAGGCCGCUACAUCAUCACCGGAGCCGAUGAUUUGCUCAUCAAGAUCUGGUCAGCGGCAGAUGGACGCCUUCUGGCCACUCUGCGCGGCGCCUCCUCCGAGAUUACGGACAUAGCCAUUAACUUAGACAAUACAAUGCUAGCUGCCGGGUCGCUGGAUCACAUUCUUAGGGUGUGGGACAUGCAGACCACCUCGCCCAUCGCCGUUCUGUCCGCCCACACGGGCAUGAUAACGUCGGUGAACUUUUGCCCGUCGCCACGCAGCGAUCUCAAGUAUCUGGUGACCACAAGUACGGAUGGAUCGAUUGCCUUUUGGCAGUACUCGACGCCGCGCGGCCAAAAGAUAACGUUUGCCCCAAAGCCAACGCAGUACCACGAGAAACUAAGGCCUGGACAAGCCCAGAUGAUGUGUACCACCUUCUCGCCGGGCGGUAUUUUCUUGGCCGCCGGAUCCGCCGAUCACCAUGUGCGAGUCUACAUGAUGGGCGAGGAUGGACCGAAGAGAAUCUUGGAAACGGAGGCAUACACGGAUGCCGUGGACUCGGUGCAGUGGUCUCAUCGUGGGCUAAGGUUUAUCUCGGGCAGUAAGGAUGGUACUGCUCACAUCUGGACAUUUGAGUCGCAGCAGUGGAAGAGCGUCAAGCUGUGCAUGACGGAGCGUCUACCCAGCUGUCCGGAACCGGAAGAGGGGAAGAGGCUAAAGGUCACCAUGGUGGCUUGGGAUGCCUCUGAUCGUUACGUUAUCACCGCCGUCAACGAUUUUACUAUAAAAAUAUGGGACUCGAAAUCAGCCAAGCUGCAUCGUGUUCUGCGUGGCCACAAGGAUGAACUGUAUGUGCUUGAGUCGAAUCCUAGAGAUGAGCACGUGCUGCUCUCCGCCGGACACGAUGGUCAGGUGUUCCUGUGGGACAUUGAACAGGGCGUUUAUGUGGCCAACUUCCUGAACGACAUCGAUGGCCAGGGACAUGGCAGUGUGUUCGACGCGAAGUGGUCUCCGGAUGGCACGAUGAUAGCUGCCACCGAUUCACAUGGACACAUCUUGAUCUUUGGUCUGGGAGUCUGCAUUGACAAAUACAAAAUGUUGCCCACGGAGCUGUUCUUUCACACGGAUUUCCGACCAUUGGUGCGUGAUGCCCACCAUCAUGUGGUGGAUGAGCAGACGCAGAUCAUGCCCCACCUGAUGCCGCCGCCUUUUCUGGUCGAUGCAGAUGGCAACCCGCAUCCAACCAAGUAUCAACGCUUUGUUCCAGGUCGGGAAAGCUGUAGCUUAGACCAAUUGGUUCCGAAUCUUACCGUGGGAGUGGAUGGCGUAUUCAUCGAUGAUUUAGGGGCAGGUGGUGAUGUUGCCGUGCCUGCUGCUCCUGCUGAGGCCCCACCGGCAGGAGUCGCCCCAGGAGCUGCAGGAGGAGCAGUGGGAGCGAACUACUCCCAUAUAGACCGCAUGAUUGCAGCCCUGGCCAAUCGACAGUCGGGAAAUGCCAAUGCCAACGAUGCCAAUCCGAGCAAUGCGAAUCAGUCUUUUGAGCGUUUGACCAAUCGUCAAUUGCCUGACUCAAAUGGCAGACAAUCCUCACGUGGCAAUGUCCUGGGCAGUCGUCUGAGCACGCCUCGACAAGGAUGGGGAGCGGCAGCUGCUCCGCCGGCUGAGGAGCAACCAGGACCUUCUCAACGGCCAGCAGAUGCGGCAGCAGCUCUUGGCCAGCCACAGCAGGCUCUCCCACUUAAGUUCAUCCGUCGCACCUACGUGCGUCCCAUGAAAUACCCCCAGUUGCAGAACCUCAAGCAGACCAUCUACGCUGCAGGCCAGUUUGAGAAGCAGGAGUACAAACGCGAGAUGCGACGCCGACCCAUCAUGAUCAACACGGCCAGUGCGGCUUCGUCGCAGCAGCCGGGCAGUGUGGGCAGGCCGAGGAACACGCGUGCCAAUGGAGGCGGUGCCAGAGUUGGUGGAAGACGCCGUGGCGCACAACCUGCAGCGGGACAACAGCAGCAGCAACCGGCAUAUCGCACACGUGCUGUGCGGGAUCAGGAGCCAGAGCGCUUUGACGAAGUGGCACCGCCACCCGAGGAAGAGGAGGACGAUGUGUCCAGCAACUCGUCCGGCGACACCAGCUACUCGAAUGUGGAAGAGAACUUGGAGGACAGCAGCGACGAAUCGGAAACGGACAGCUCCGACUAUUCGGACUGGGUGGCUGAUACGCCCGGACCGAAUCUGGAGCCACCGAAGCGCUCAAAACGCAAACCGCUCUCCCGGCGCCCUGGAAGUAGCGAUGAUAGCAGCGACGACGAAAGAGCGGGAGGCAGAGCUAGAGGUGGUCAGGUUACGGCCCGAAAGGUGGGACGUAAAACCGUUUUGAUCCCGCCCACAGAUGCUAAUGGCGAGAUUCCGGAACUAUAUCGUCCUGCAGAAUGGUUGUCGGAGGUAAUUCCACGGAAGGCACCCUACUAUCCGCAAAUGGGUGACGAGGUGGUUUACUUCCGCCAGGGACACGCCAAGUACUUGGAUGCAGUGCGCCUGAAGAAGGUGUACAAGCUAUCGCACAGCUCGGAGCCCUGGAACUUCCACACCCUGCGCGAUCAUGAGUUGGUUCGAGUGAUUGGAAUCAAGUACGAGAUCCGACCACCUCGGCUGUGCUGCUUGAAGCUGGCCAUCAUCGAUGAGGAGGGCAACAUGACGGGGACGACGUUCAAGAUCAAGUACCACGACAUGCCGGAUGUCCUGGACUUUCUCGUGUUGCGCCAGACCUUCGAUCUUGCCGUGCAGCGCAACUGGAGUAUUGGUGAUAGGUUCCGCUGCAUGAUUGUCGACGGCUGGUGGAUGGGUCAGAUCGAAUCCCGCCACGCCCUCUCCGCCGAUUUUCCCGAUUCGUCGUUCAUGUGCUUCCGCGUGCGUUGGGACAACGGCGAGUACGAGUUCAUGAGUCCCUGGGACAUGGAGCCCAUCGACCAGCAACGAGUGCCGGAUGAGGUGGGCGGUGCUGUUCCUGUGCUGCCGGAGGAGAUACGCGCCACACUGUACCAGCCCAAGUCGGAAGAAUGGCAUCGCGGCGAUCGGGAUGGCACUUGCAGGCGCAUAAUCAAUGGACUGGAACAGGUAAUGCGUCUGUCAAUAGCGGAGCACUUCCUCGCGCCCGUCGACCUCAACAUUUAUCCAGACUAUGCCUACUUGAUCGAGUAUCCCAUCGAUCUGACCACGGUCAAGUCGCGCUUUGAGAAUCAUUUCUACCGACGCAUCACCUCAGCCCAGUUCGAUGUGCGCUACUUGGCCACCAAUGCGGAGCAGUACAACCGCCGGCAUGCAAUCAUCGUCAAGCAUUCGCGGAUUGUCACUGAUCUUUGUUUGAGGAUCAUCAGGGAGCCGGAUGAAAUAGACGUGGCUGCUGUUUAUCAUCAGCUGGCAGAUGUGUACCACUCGUCCGAGUCGGAAAACGAGGCGGACUCGGAUGUUGUGCCAUCGACCAGCACCGGACCAACGACCUCGGCAGCUGCGGCAGCAGCCAGGCAAAGAGUUGCUUCCGCACGACGCUCCACUCGAAUUCACUCAGAAGGAGACUGGCGUGCCGACUGCCGACAACUACUGGAUUUAAUGUGGGCACGAACGGAUUCCGUACCGUUCAGGGAGCCCGUGGACACGAUUGACUUUCCCGACUACCUGGAAAUCAUUGCCACGCCCAUGGAUUUGCGCACUGUGAAGGAGGAUCUGCUGGGCGGCAACUAUGACGAUCCGUUGGACUUUGCCAAGGAUGUGCGACUGAUUUUUCAAAAUUCAAAGAACUACAACACCAACAAGCGCUCGAGGAUUUACUCCAUGACCUUGCGAUUGAGUGCGCUAUUUGAGUCGCAUAUUAAAACGGUGGUCACCAGCUGGAAGGCGGCUUGCAGGCGGGCAAAUAAAAACAAAUCGGGAAGUAGUGGCGGCGGAGGACGCGGUGGUUCGAGUAGCAGUCCCAACAAGCGAACGAAUAAGGAGCGGUCUACGCGUCGCAAUCAAAAACCAACGGCAGCUGCCAGAAGAUUGCCACUUGCCAACUCAAGCGAGGAAGAAGACGAAGAGGAGGAGGAUGAUGACGACGACGAUGAUGAUGACGAGGAGGCGGCAGCAACAAGAGUUCGAUCCCGUCGUCGGAACGGUGUGGCCGUAAGUGCUAGUUCUUCUGGCUCGAACCGCGUGACCUCAUCAUCGACCGCCCAGCAGCGACGCAUUAAGAGCAGCAGCAGCGAAGAGGAAGAGGAGGAGGAGACCAGUGCGCAAGCCACGUCGGAUGCCAGCAGCGAUGAGGAGGAGAGAGCGCAGUCCAACGACAGUUCGCCCCAGCAGACACGCACGCGCCGAGCCAGGCAGAGGCAACGUCUGAGCGACGACUCCAAUGGCAACGAUUCCGAGGAUAGCUACAAUCCCAACGAGGGACGCGGCAGUCGAAGAUCGGGGGGCAAACGUCAAUCUAGCCAGCGGCAAAACGGCCAUUCUAGCAAACGGAGAAGAAUGAACCAGAGUCCUGCCAAUGCGACUGCUGCAGCAGGUUCGCCCCGUCGAACACGUCGCAUGGUGGGCAGUUCCGCCGAGGAAGCGGCCUCCCACUCGCAGCACGACGAGAGCACCCAGGACAGCCAAGUGGGCCGUCGGAAAGGCCGUUCGGCGGGUGGCAGGUCCCAGGCCAUCGGAAAUGGACCCAGCACUAGUGCCGCAGCUGCCAACUCCAGCCUGCAGAGCCCAUCGAGGAACACUCGGGCGAAUGGUAGUCGCACCUCGUCCCAUCUUGCGGCGGAAAAUGACCACAGCUAUCACCUGCCAGUGCGCAAUGGGCGCAUCAUCGAAUCCGAUACAGACUCUCCCGUCAUCAGACCUACGCGCCAAAGCACCAAACGGGCGCUAAUGGUUUGGGGACGCGGCAGUGACAUCGAGGAAGAAGAAGAGGAGGAGGAGGAUGAGGAGGAAAGCGAAGAAGCCGAGGAGAUCCUACCCACGCCAACGAAGGACGACGUGCCCUCUACUAGCCGAGCCGCUUUGGCUCAGGCCGCAGCUGGUCCUGUCCGUCAGCUGCGUACGAACCGCAACACCGUGGUCCGCCCAGCCCAAAGUGACGAUGACGACGAUGACAGCGACAAUGAGCCGCUGGCCAACAAUCAGCAAAAAAACUACCAAUCACCUGCAAAAUCAAGCUCAACGACCCAAGCAGCUCCUCAUCCGCUCAGCCUGCGUCGUCGUUUGGCCUCGCCGCCGGAACGGAACACACAUAUGACCCGUUCACACGCCACCUCUACCACGACGUCAUCGGCAGCUGGCUCCCGGGGAGAACAGCGGCCGGCGGUGUCCACGCAUGACCACAACUACCUGGGCAAUGUUAACUCAUCGAGGGCACCAAGACGCAUUCUUUCUCGCCAUCAAAGAAAUGCCGACGAGCUGGACACCAGUUUGGAUGUCCUAGAGAACUCGCGUCUGCUCUCAGCCAUAGCCAAUCACCGGCGACCCACCUCUACCACGAAUAGCAACAGCAAUACUGCCCGCCAUGUGGUUACAAGACGUCUGCGUGGACGCGUCAGUCAGGCAAAUUCGCACGACGAGGACCACGAGGAAGAGGAGGCGGCUGCCUCGGAUGAGGGAACCGACGGCGGCUCCAGUUCUCAGAGUUACGAAGAGGAAGAGGACUCCGACUCGGAAGACAAUCAGCCACUGACCAGCUAUGUUUCACCCAACAAUGGACGCACGCGGCGCAAGGCGAAAACCUCCUCCUCCUCGGCGACAACGCAGGAGCGUCCGCUGCGACGCACUCGCCGCCCGCCAUCGAAUAACUCCUUUGUCAACGACAACGACGAUGACGACGACUAUGUGGAACCACGAAAUCGUCGGAGCAAUCGAAGCGGGAGCCAGCGGGCCGGUCGGAAUCAAAAAAGACCGCGAUACAACGAGCAGUCUGAAGAGGAGGAGGCGGCGGCUGGUUACUCCCAUCGAAGUAAACGAAUCCGGAACGGCGAUGCCCAUGCCAGCUCGCAGGAGCGAUCCCAGCCGUCCACCGAGCGAUACCAAGCGGAGGAUGACGACGAGGGCAGCUCAGUGGACUCGGACGAGCAUCGGGUGACCGUGAGCAGCCGGGGCAGAGUGCGCAAACCGUCUGCCAAGGCGCGCGGCAUCUUCAAGGAGUGACCGCAGACUGUUUUAUGUAUAAAUUAAAUCUAAUUGCUAAACCAACAAAAACAAUUGUAACAUUUGCUAGCGUCUUAUUUCUUAUUAUUGAUUAAUAUGUAAGAGUAUCACAUAACUUGUCGUUGUAACUGUCAGUGUCACCGUCACGGUCAUUGUCCAGUCAAGGCUACCCUCCCAAAACCCCAAAAUUAACCCACCCACCCCGAUCCGUCACAUCCCUAGGCUUAAGUAUGGUGUGUUCAACCCAUAUCCAUCAUACACAGUGGCAGAAUACGUUUGAUUAUUGUUCAAGUCUUAAGUUGUUUAUUGGCAUACACCACCCUACAUCCUGUGUGUAGGGGGCAAGGCCAGAGCAACGUUUUAUAUGUAUUUCUAUAAUAUAUAGGUACUAUCAUACAUAUAUAUUUAAAAGGUAGCACACGGAAUCACACUUCAUUUAAAAUAGUUUUAGAAUAAAGUAUCAUGAAAAAAAACUGCAUGUAA
Messenger RNA from Drosophila ficusphila, 7353 nucleotides. RefSeq names its product bromodomain and WD repeat-containing protein 3 (gene BRWD3). Gene Ontology annotation, cellular component: nucleus. Gene Ontology annotation, biological process: regulation of cell shape; cytoskeleton organization; regulation of transcription by RNA polymerase II. NCBI's taxonomy places the organism in Eukaryota, Metazoa, Arthropoda, Insecta, Diptera, Drosophilidae. The record is from RefSeq and is a predicted model, not a curated record. Gene Ontology annotation, molecular function: protein binding.